Messenger RNA from Elgaria multicarinata webbii, 2211 nucleotides. It is a transcript of the gene NDEL1, whose product is annotated as nudE neurodevelopment protein 1 like 1. Gene Ontology annotation, molecular function: microtubule binding. The record is from RefSeq and is a predicted model, not a curated record. Bases 13 to 999 code for a protein of 328 amino acids. The transcript has 9 exons. Gene Ontology annotation, cellular component: kinetochore; kinesin complex; centrosome. Gene Ontology annotation, biological process: cell migration; vesicle transport along microtubule; establishment of mitotic spindle orientation. NCBI's taxonomy places the organism in Eukaryota, Metazoa, Chordata, Lepidosauria, Squamata, Anguidae.
GAGAUCCUGAUCAUGGACUGUGAAGAAAUCCCAGAGUUUUCAAGUCCAGAGGAGGAAACAGCGUACUGGAAGGAGUUGUCUUUGAAGUAUAAACAAAGUUUCCAGGAGGCCCGUGAAGAGCUGGCAGAAUUUCAAGAGGGCAGCAGAGAACUGGAAGCAGAGUUGGAAGCCCAGCUGGUACAGGCUGAACAGAGGAACCGAGACUUGCAAGCGGACAACCAAAGAUUGAAGCAGGAAGUGGAAACUUUAAAGGAGAAGCUUGAGCAUCAGUAUGCACAGAACUACAAGCAAGUGUCAAUGUUGGAAGAUGACUUGGGCCAGACACGGGCAAUUAAAGACCAGCUGCAUAAAUAUGUGAGAGAGCUAGAGCAAUCCAAUGAUGACCUCGAGCGUGCUAAAAGGGCCACAAUUGUUUCCUUGGAAGACUUUGAACAAAGGCUAAAUCAGGCCAUAGAGAGAAAUGCCUUUCUGGAAAGUGAGCUGGAUGACAAGGAAUCUCUGCUAGUUUCUGUACAAAGGCUGAAGGAUGAAGCAAGAGAUUUAAGGCAAGAAUUAGCAGUACGGGAAAGACAACAGGAAGUAACCCGCAAGUCAGCUCCUAGUUCCCCAACGCUCGACUGUGAGAAGAUGGAUUCAGCUGUCCAAGCUUCACUCUCACUGCCAGCAACACCUGUUGGGAAAAGCUGUGAGAACAGCUUUCCUUCUCCAAAAGCUAUUCCCAAUGGCUUUGGUACCAGUCCUCUUACUCCAUCUGCCAGGAUAUCUGCUCUCAACAUCGUGGGUGAUCUCCUAAGGAAAGUGGGGGCUUUGGAAUCCAAAUUAGCUGCUUGUAGAAACUUUGCAAAGGACCAGGCAACACGGAAAUCUUAUGUUUCAGGGAACAUAAACAGUAGCAUGAUCAACAGCAAUGGCAUGAAGUUCUGUCAUUCAGGACAUACGACAUUCUACGACAAAGCGUCAGAUUCCCUGCGUAUUUCAUGGGGCAGUCAACGGCUUUGAUCAAGGCCCGCCACCAGGUCUAGGAGGGUCCAGACCAUCGUCAGCACCAGGCAUGCUCCCUCUGAGCGUAUGAAUGGGAUGCAAGGCCAUGAUGGGACUUGAGAUUAGUUCUUGAAGGAACAAGAAGAGCUGCUUGCGAUACUUUUCCGUUAGUGCCCCCUGCUGGAGCUGCGUGGUUGCUGCAGUACCCAGAAGCUGCGCGGAGAAGAACCCAGCACACACACAGCACUCCUUAUGUCAAUACAAUCUAUUUUCUUCUAUUUCCAUCGUGGACGUUCUUUAACGUGGUCACCGCUGAUGUCUGUCUCACAGGAUGCUGGAGUUGCACUUGCCCAAAUCACCUUCCUUCUCUUCUCCCCUCCCCCAUUUUGUUCCUUGGCUAAGUUGGCCCUGCAUUGAUGCUGGAUGACCCCUUAGCAACUUUCCCCCACUUUUUCACACUGCUCUCCCUUUCUCCAAACCUUGCACUUAGGCACACAAGAUCCCUGUGCUUUCUCUUUUCUGGAUGAGUCAAUUCAUGUUCAAGGGAGGUCAGGGAAGGCUUAGAACUCCCCUGGUCAGCUGAUGGACUUGGGAUGCAGAAUGAACCUGUGUGGACCUUCCAUACUCCCAAUGAAACUAUGAGGGGGUCUUAGUACCUGACACAGCACUCCUGCUAAAGAUCUGGGAUGUGGGCCAUGGAGAAUAUCUAGAUGUGGCAUCCCCUAUGUGGAGCACAAGAAAUGUAUGUGCAAUUAUCUCUCUGUUCACCAAAGCGGAUUGUUUUUAAAAUGGAGAAACACCCCCAAUUUAGCGAUUCCUUUCCAGUCAGCUUCAUCUUGUGCAGCUGACUUUGCCUAUUUUAUUUCAAGAGAGCUGUACUUUGGGGCUCUGGCUGCUUAGUGUGAAUUGCCCAAGAGCAAGGGAAGGAGAAGGGAAUCAAAGCCAGGGAAGGCUAGGAGCAAAUUGCCACUCACAGCUUGGAUUUUGUCAGCCCUUUUCCUGUGUGUCCUUUGCUGCAUUGACUGUUUACAUUUGUUUUACUGUACAUAGAUUUGUAAACAUAUUAUCUUUGCCUAAGAUAUUUGUACAUAACUUGGGCUUUGUAGCUUUAUUUAUUCAGAAUCUCUGAGGCAUGUUUUCCCUAGAACAGUGUGUCAGAUUUCUGUGGUGACUGCCAUCCUGUGGUUUAACAAGAGAGAUGGUCCAAAAAUAAAGAUCUUUUAAUGUGGA